Molecule: messenger RNA, 471 nt
Organism: Chenopodium quinoa (quinoa)
Lineage: Eukaryota; Viridiplantae; Streptophyta; Magnoliopsida; Caryophyllales; Amaranthaceae
Product: 2-alkenal reductase (NADP(+)-dependent)-like
Exons: 3
Coding region: 1-471 (156 amino acids)
Molecular function (GO): 2-alkenal reductase [NAD(P)H] activity
Source: RefSeq, a predicted model, not a curated record
AUGUCCCUGGCGGACAUGUGCGCUUCAGUAGGAUUGGUUAUGGACGGUCAUUUUUACACCUCCUCAUCCUCAUUGAAGGCUUCCACCUGCAGUAAGGUUGACUCCCCUGAGUCAGAUUGCUUGACGGUCUCAGCGUCGUCUCCACUAUCAGAUUCUUCUAGUAUAUCGUCACUUGGAGUGCUGGAAGCAAGUGUUGCUACCAGCACUUCCCACAACAUAGCAAUCAGCAACUUCAAGGCAGGCGACCUUGUAUGGGGAUUUACUGGAUUGGAAGAUUAUAGUCUUGUUUCAUCACCACAACUUUCCUUUAAAAUCGAGCAUACAGAUGUUCCACUUUCCUACUAUACUGGGAUUCUUGGCAUGCCUGGCAUUACAACCUAUGCAGGCUUGUAUGAGAUUGGAUCUGCUAAGAAGGGAGAUCGUGUCUUUGUCUCUGCAGCAUUUGGUGCUGUUCCGCAAUUAGUUGGAUAA